AUGGCUGUUGACGCUGCUCCCACGUCGCCCGUCCCCAUCGCGGACCUGACCAAGAUCGCCACGGAGGCCUGCGAGUCUGCUCUCAAGGACGUCAAGGGCUACGAACACGCCAAGGUCGGAGAAUGGAACUCCCAAAUCAUUAACACCAUCCUCAAAGCCCUCAUCACCGCCACCGCGCCGGCCGACUCGUCCGCCUCCCCUCCCUACCGCUUCACCGUCAACAGCACCAUCGUCCAGCAAGGCCUGAUCGACCAGUCCGCCGCGGCGGACGGCGCCGCCGCCAACGUCGGCAAGCGCGGCAUGCACUCGGCGUCGGGUGCGUUCUGGGACGUCAAGCGCGACGGCAUGUGGACCUUCAAGUACCCCGAGGCGGACCAGCGGGGUCUGGAUGUCGUUGUGAGUGUGACGUGGUUUGCUUUGAAUUGA
This is a messenger RNA of Aspergillus terreus NIH2624, 426 nucleotides long. RefSeq names its product dynein light chain Tctex-type family protein. The transcript is spliced from 4 exons. Gene Ontology annotation, biological process: microtubule-based movement. NCBI's taxonomy places the organism in Eukaryota, Fungi, Ascomycota, Eurotiomycetes, Eurotiales, Aspergillaceae. Gene Ontology annotation, cellular component: cytoplasmic dynein complex; cytoplasm. The record is from RefSeq and is a predicted model, not a curated record. The coding region runs from base 1 to 426 and encodes 141 amino acids. Gene Ontology annotation, molecular function: dynein intermediate chain binding.